AUGAAACUUAAAAUAGCAAAAACUGAAUGGUGGGCCGUCAGUCAAAAAAUUCAUACUACAUUGAAAGAAGCUGCCCAUAUAGCUCAUUUAAAUGGCAAAAUCUCUGAAGAAGACCGUAAUACAUUCUACACUUCAGUGACAGAGAAGGAGAUCAUUAAAGGUAUUUUGUCAGCAGAGGAUGCUAAUGAACGCACACUGUGUUUCAUCCGUGAAGUGACAGACAUUCAUCAAAAUUUAACGGAUAAAAAAGCUUCUGACUAUAUUAAUAUGAUAAACAAUUUUCAAGACGUUGACAUUGACGCCGAAAAAUCAUUGAAGAGGUUAAUCAACGAUCAAAUUCCGUUAGCAUUAAACGCUUCCAAUAUCAUUAGAAGUAGCCCGAUAAAAUGGGCUGCGGGUGGUAUAACGCGUCUGAGUCACAGCGAUUAUAUUAAAGAAUUUGAUGAACAAUUCUUUUCUGUGGUACAAAAACAAAUUGAUGCAUGUCUUCGAAAGCGCCGUGAUAUAACUGACCGUUUGUAUAGUGAAGUUUUAGCACAUGCAAUACGAUGUAAGAACAUAGUAGAUAAAUUUCAUGGUAGAGGUGAUAUUUUAGCGAAGACAGCAUUAUCUACUAGCUUAGGAGCAACUGGACGGGAAAAAUUACCUGCAGGUGGUGUACCCGUUGGAAAAAAAUUAGAACAAUAA
Messenger RNA from Didymodactylos carnosus, 687 nucleotides. Lineage: Eukaryota; Metazoa; Rotifera; Eurotatoria; Philodinida; Philodinidae. The record is from the annotation of a GenBank genome assembly.